This is a messenger RNA of Manis javanica (Malayan pangolin), 1107 nucleotides long. The record is from RefSeq and is a predicted model, not a curated record. NCBI's taxonomy places the organism in Eukaryota, Metazoa, Chordata, Mammalia, Pholidota, Manidae.
AUGGCUGGUCCUCCCCCGAAGCGACGGCGCUACCUGCCCGAGGAAGGCCUUCCGACCCUCACGGAGACCCAGGGCCUCGUGGGUGCACAGGACCCUGGGGCGACAGAGGAGGUUGCUUCCUCCUCCUCCUCCAGGUCCUCCGCCUCCGCCGCGUCCUCCUCCUUCCUCUCCUCUGCCUCUUGCUUUGCUCAUAUCUCAGGCGGCGAGGAAAAGGUUUCUAUGGUCUCACCAAGCCCAGGUCCGCUCCAGGGCCCUGAGCGUGCCUGCCCCUCCCCCACUGCCUCUGCCUCCGUGCCACCCACACAAUCCGAUGGUGGCUCCCGCAGAGCAGUGGAGGCGGGUCUGGGCACUUCACAGUUCCCUCCAGAAGGCAGAUCCUUUCCCAGAAUCGUGAUUAUCGACAAGGUAGCUCACCUGGUGGCCUUCCUGCUCCUCAAGUACCUUGCCGUGGAGCCGGCCACCACGAGGGCGGAGAUGCUGGAGGUGCUGGGCCAGGAUCACGAGGACUACUUCUCUCUGUUCUUCAGCUGCGUCUCCGACUGCUUGCAGCUGGCCUUUGGCAUUAACAUGGAGGAAAUGGAUCCCAGCGACCACUCCUACAUCCUGGUCAUAGCCCUGGACAUUACCUACAGCGGGAAGCUGCGCAAUGACGAAACCCUGCCCAUGAGCAGCCUCCUGCUGUUGCUCCUGAGCAUUAUCUUCCUGGAGGGUGGCUCAGUCCCUGAGAAAAAGUUGUGGGAAACGCUGGGUGUCUUAGGGAUAUUUCCCGGGAGGGAGCACGUCAUCUUCGGGGACCCCAGGGAGCUCAUCGCCCAGGUCUGGGUACAGGAGCAGUACCUGGAGUACCAGCAGGUGCCCGACAGCGAUCCCGCUUGCUUCCACCUGCUCUGGGGCCCCAGGGCACACGUGGAGACCAAAGCGGUGGAAGUCCUGGACUUUUGGGCCAAGGUCAAAGAUAGCACCGCUAAUGCCUGUCUUACCUGGUAUAAGGAGGAUGUGGGAAAUCAGGAAGGGCCAGGCCAGGGUAGCAUUGCCGCCACAGACGAUUCUGCCGCCAUGGCCAGUGCAAGUUCUAGUGGAACGUCCCCUGGCUUCUGCUCUGAGUGA